AUGCCUGCUGUUGAUGUUUCCUCUCUCCCCGCCGUCUCCGGCAAGGAGACUGCCAGCUCCGUUGCCGUCGUCGAGAGCCUGAUCAAGAACUUGUCCAUUUCUAAGACCCCCGAUGAGGCCAACACCCACGCUAACAACCUUGCCUCUCUAUUGAACGGCCCCAUUGAGGAGAAUACCGUGCCUCUCAAGGCUGUCGAGUCACUCAAGAAGCAACUCGCCAACAAGAAAGAUGCCAAUGCUCGGGAGCGUGCCCUCGAGGCCAUCCGCGCUAUUGCCGAGCACUCUUCUGUUGCUCCCGGCGUUGAGCCUUACUUGGUCACUCUUUUGGGACCUACUCUGAAUGCCGUUGGUGACAAGAUGACCAACGUCAAGAACGUCGCCCAGGUGGCCGCCAUCUCUCUCGUCAAGUCCAUCAACCCUAACGCCACCAAGGCUGCUUUGCCUUCCAUCAUCGAAUCCAUUCUCUCCGCCCAAAAAUGGCCCGAGAAGAUGGCUGGUCUUCAGUGUAUUGAGGCCCUAGUCGAGACCGCUCCGGCCCAACUUGCUUUCCUUGUUCCCAGCCUCAUCCCCGUUGUCUCCGAGUCCAUGUGGGACACAAAGCCUGAGGUCAAGAAGGCUGCCUACGGCACUAUGGAGAAGAUUUGCGCCUUGAUUGUCAACAAGGAUAUUGAGCGUUUCAUUCCCGAGCUCAUCAAAUGUAUCUCGAAGCCCGAGAACGUCCCCGAGACUGUUCACUUGCUUGGUGCCACCACUUUCGUCACCGAUGUCCAUGAGCCUACCUUGGCUAUCAUGGUCCCACUUCUUGAACGUGGUCUUGCAGAGCGUGAGACUGCUAUCAAGCGUAAGUCCGCUGUCAUUGUUGACAACAUGUGCAAGCUUGUCGAGGACCCUCAGAUUGUCGCCGCCUUCUUGCCCAAGUUGAUGCCCGCUCUCAACAAGAACUUCGAGACUCUUGCCGACCCCGAGGCUCGUGAAAAGACCAAGCAGGCUCUUGAUACCUUGAUCCGUGUCGGUGAUGUCAAGGAUGGCAAGAUCCCCGAGGUCUCCCACGCAGGUGACGUCGCUACCGUCUCUGCUAUUCUCAAGGAGCUCCUUGAGCCCAAGUACAAGGCUCUGAUUGCCGUUUCCGAGGCUGCCAUCAACUACAUUGCUGCCAUUUCUGGCCAGCUCAUUGACGAGAAGGUCAUUGAAUCAGUCAUUUGGAUUGAGAACACCACUUCUUACUUGGCCGCUCUUGUCGGCGACGAGGAUGCCAAGUCCCUUGCUGAGAACCUUCGCAAGCGAGCUUCUCCUGCUGCUGCUGAGGAGGAAGAAGCUCUUCCUGACGAGGAGGAGGGCGAGGACCUUUGCAACUGUACUUUCAACUUGGCCUACGGUGCUAAGAUUCUUCUCAACCAGACCCACUUGCGUCUGAAGCGUGGUCAGCGUUACGGUCUUUUGGGACCCAACGGUUCCGGCAAGUCCACCCUCAUGCGUGCCAUCAACAACGAGCAAGUGGAGGGUUUCCCCAAGAAGAACGAGGUCAAGACUGUCUUCGUUGAGCACGACCUUGACUCUGCUGAUACCGAACAAACCGUCAUUGGCUGGACCGAAAAGAAGUUGCGCAGCGUCGGCGUCACCACUCCCCGCGAAGAGAUUGAAGCUAAGCUGGCUGAGUUCGGUUUCCUCAAGGAGCAAUUUGAAGGUCCUAUCACCGCUCUUUCUGGUGGUUGGAAGAUGAAGUUGGCUCUAGCCCGUGCUGUGUUCGAGGAUCCCGAUAUCCUCCUCCUUGACGAGCCCACCAACCACUUGGACGUCAAGAACGUUGCCUGGUUGGAGCAGUACCUCAUCAACUCUCCUUGCACAUCCAUUAUCGUCUCUCACGACAGCAAGUUCUUGGACAACGUUAUCCAGCACGUCAUCCACUACGAGCGAUUCAAGCUCCGCCGCUACCGUGGCAACUUGACCGAAUUCGUCAAGAAGGUUCCCUCUGCCCGCUCCUACCACGAGCUCAGUGCCUCGGACAUGGAGUUCAAGUUCCCCGAACCCGGUUUCCUCGAGGGUGUCAAGACCAAGGCCAAGGCCAUUGUCAAGGUCAGCAACAUGUCCUUCCAGUACCCAGGUACUCCCAAGCCCCAGAUCACAGACAUCACCUUCCAAGUCUCUCUCGGUUCCCGUAUUGCCGUCAUUGGUCCCAACGGUGCCGGAAAGUCGACUUUGGUCAACGUCUUGACCGGUGAGCUCAUCCCCACUAGUGGUGAGGUCUACCAGCACGAGAACAUCCGUAUUGCCUACAUCAAGCAGCACGCCUUCGCCCACAUUGAUAACCACCUUGACUCGACUCCUUCCGAGUACAUUCAGUGGCGUUUCCAGACUGGCGAGGACCGUGAGACUAUGGACCGUGCCAACAAGAUUGUUACCGAAGAGGAUGAGAAGGCUAUGGACAAGAUCUACAAGAUCGAAGGUACAUCUCGUCGUGUCAUUGGCAUCCACGCUCGUCGUAAGUUCAAGAACUCUUACGAAUACGAGUGUUCUUUCGCCAUCGGUGACAACAUCGGCAUGAAGAACGAGAAGUGGACUCCCAUGUCUACCCAGGACAACGCCUGGAUUCCUCGUACUGAAAUCCUGGCUUCCCACGCCAAGAUGGUUGCUGAGGUCGACCAAAAGGAGGCUCUUGCCAGCGGUCAGUUCCGUCCUCUGGUCCGUCGCGAGAUUGAGCAGCACUGUGCCAACUUCGGCUUGGAUGCUGAGCUUGUUUCUCACUCCCGCAUGCGCGGUUUGUCUGGUGGCCAGCGUGUUAAGGUUGUUCUUGCUGCCUGCUCAUGGCAACGCCCUCACUUGAUCGUUCUCGACGAGCCUACCAACUACCUUGACCGUGACUCCCUUGGUGCCUUGUCCAAGGCUAUCAAGACCUUCGAGGGUGGUGUUGUCAUCAUCACUCACUCCCGGGAGUUCACUGAGAACCUCACCGAGGAAGUCUGGGCUGUUAUGGACGGUAGAAUGACUCCUUCUGGGCAUAAUUGGGUGACCGGUCAGGGGUCAGGCCCCAGAUUGACAGACAAGAGCGAUCCAAAUGAGGUAAAGAAGGACGCACUCGGCAACGUCGUUGAAGAGGCUAAGAAAAAGCAAAAGCUUUCGUCGGCGGAACUCAGGAAGAAGCGGAAGGACAGGAUGGCUCGUCGCAAGAGAGGUGAAGAAGUGUUCUCGGAUGAAGAUGAGUGA
Talaromyces atroroseus is the source of this 3201-nucleotide messenger RNA. RefSeq names its product Elongation factor 3. The transcript has a single exon. The coding region runs from base 1 to 3201 and encodes 1066 amino acids. Lineage: Eukaryota; Fungi; Ascomycota; Eurotiomycetes; Eurotiales; Trichocomaceae. Gene Ontology annotation, molecular function: translation elongation factor activity; ATP binding; ATP hydrolysis activity. The record is from RefSeq and is a predicted model, not a curated record.